Messenger RNA from Populus trichocarpa (black cottonwood), 1104 nucleotides. RefSeq names its product PHD finger protein ALFIN-LIKE 1. The record is from RefSeq and is a predicted model, not a curated record. Lineage: Eukaryota; Viridiplantae; Streptophyta; Magnoliopsida; Malpighiales; Salicaceae. The transcript is spliced from 5 exons. Gene Ontology annotation, molecular function: histone binding; transcription coregulator activity; transcription cis-regulatory region binding. Bases 195 to 911 code for a protein of 238 amino acids. Gene Ontology annotation, biological process: regulation of DNA-templated transcription. Gene Ontology annotation, cellular component: nucleus.
CGAACUCCCUCUGCCUAUUUUCUCCUUUGGUUUCGCUUUUCACGUUUACAUGUGUUGUCUUCGUAUCAUCCUCCCUUCCAUCCCCUGUCUCUCUUUCAUGCUCUUACCGUACAACAAUCCCUAUAAUUUCUUAAAAUUAUCCAGUAAAUAAAUAAAUAAAUAAUAUAUUUUUAGAUCUUUGUAGUUAAUUGUCCAUGGAAAUGACUUCAAGCCCACGAACCGUAGAGGAGAUCUUCAAAGAUUUCAGUGCUAGAAGAGCUGCUGUCGUCCGUGCCUUAACUUAUGAUGUGGAUGGUUUUUAUGGACUCUGUGAUCCAGAUAAGGAGAAUUUGUGUCUGUAUGGACAUCCAAAUGAAACAUGGGAAGUAACCCUGCCAGCAGAGGAAGUUCCACCAGAGCUUCCUGAACCUGCCCUUGGAAUUAAUUUUGCUAGAGAUGGAAUGAACAGAAAAGACUGGCUUUCACUGGUUGCCGUGCAUAGUGAUUCAUGGUUGCUUUCUGUGGCUUUCUAUCUUGGUGCUCGUCUUAAUAGGAAUGAAAGGAAAAGGCUGUUCAGCCUGAUCAAUGAUCUGCCUACUGUCUUUGAAGUUGUAACAGAAAGGAAGCCUGUGAAAGAAAAGCCUAGUGUAGAUAGUGGAAGCAAAUCUCGAGGCAGCAUAAAGAGAUCAAGUGAUGGACUAACAAAAAGCAACCCUAAGCUUACAGAAGAUAGUUUUGAGGAGGAAGAAGAUGAACAUACUCAAACUCUAUGUGGGAGCUGUGGUGGAAAUUACAACUCCGAUGAAUUCUGGAUCGGCUGUGAUGUCUGCGAGAGGUGGUACCAUGGAAAGUGUGUGAAGAUAACUCCUGCUAAGGCUGAGAGUAUUAAGCAAUACAAGUGUCCAUCUUGUAUGAAGAGGAGCCGGCCAUAGUCAGUGUCGUUGCGGUGGCAGACAAAGUAGUGAACAUUAUCCUUGUGCAAUGUGAAAGUUAAAAUACUUGUUUAUAACAGAUGCCUCCAACUGUUUAGUUUGCCUUCUUCCCAACUGAACCCUUUGCUUGAAUAGCAGGUUAUGUAAUCUGAUCUCUUUUUUAUGUUAAAUGCAUGAAUAAUAUUAAACUAGA